Hibiscus syriacus is the source of this 576-nucleotide messenger RNA. RefSeq lists its product as uncharacterized. Lineage: Eukaryota; Viridiplantae; Streptophyta; Magnoliopsida; Malvales; Malvaceae. The transcript is spliced from 4 exons. The record is from RefSeq and is a predicted model, not a curated record. Bases 1 to 576 code for a protein of 191 amino acids.
AUGGUGGGAAAUCAAGUCCAGAGGAAGAAACCCAGAGUUCUAUGCCUCCUUGGAUUCAGAACAAGCGGUGAAAUCCUGAAGAAAAUGAUAGGAAAAUGGCCUGAAUCCGUGCUGAGGAACUUUGACUUAGAUUUUCUCGACGGUUCAUAUCCUGCAAGAGGAAAAUCCGACGUUGAAUCCCUUUAUGAUCCACCUUAUUAUCAAUGGUAUCAAGUCAACAAGGGGACUGCUUUCACCAAAGUGCCGAAGAUAAAGUUUGUGAUCAUAAUAUCAGGAUUUGCACUUCAAGAAUUGAAGUCCGUGCCACCUAAAUUGCUUUCUAAUUUAUAUUCGGUUCCAAUUGACUGCCCUUCUAUUCAUAUCAUUGGAGAGAAGGAUUUCCUGAAGGAACAAAAUUACAAGCUAAUGAAAUUAUUUGUGAAUCCCUUUCUUAUUCAGCAUUCAGUAGGGCACACCGUGCCAAGACUCGAUGAAAAAGACCUGGAGAAGAUAAAUAAGUUAAUGGAGAAAAUCCAGGAGAUGUUUAUGUUUCCACAAGAAUUGCAGAGUGGCUUAGGACUAAAGUCUGCAUUAUAG